AUGCAUAGCUUGUCACGUAGAUAGUUGGAAUGUCCUCGUAGAGUCAGUACUACUAUAUCUCCAAGCGCCUCAGCUAGGUUUCCCCCACCAGGAACGGCUCAUUCAUAAGUUCUGAGGGCCCCCAUGUGGCGUGAUACAAAUCCUGGUUUUCUUCCUUUUUUUUUUCGAUGCUGUCCCAUAUGGCUGGAUGAGGUUUGCUCGAAAUUCUUAGCGACCGUCCUACGUCGUCCCACCGAAAAAACAGAGUGCCGGUUCUCACUUUUAGAUUCACUUCUUUUUGCCUGUGCUAGUCAUUAUGGCGACUUCUACUUCGGAUACAUUCCCUUUAGCAACCGAUCAGCCAUAUAGCGAAGGCGAUAGCGGGCCCGGUUCGAUUAGCUCCGGCGGUAGCAUCGACAAUUCAGCUGGAGCGUCCGGAAGUAGCCCUGGCGUUGUUCAAAUUUCCCACGGCGCGAUAGUCGCUAUUAUAGUUGUCGUUGCGGUCGUCUGCGUGCUUGGCAUCUCUACGGCAGUACUCUUCUAUUUGGCUAAGAAAAGGGAAUGGAAGGUUAGGGAGAGUAUUCGGCGUUCGGCGAGGAAGGUGGUCACGGCUCUUACGCCUCGUCGUUCCGAAUUUCCGAAGUCAGUCAAAGAAUCAUCUAAUGGCUCCUCACGAGGUCGUGUUCGCCUAGACGAUGUGCCGCCGACGCCUAAACUUCGACCUGAGGAUCUCGAGAAAGGCCUUGCCAAAUCAAGCAUUCGACAGAGUCCGGAAGGAAGAAGUAAGAAGUGGACCAGGAAGUGAUUGAUUCCCAGUGGUGGAUUGGCAUGGGCUGGACAAGGUUAUGCGGCGGAGAAUCGACACAGGUGUCGAAUCGGAUAUUCCAUUCAGGUUAUAUA
Molecule: messenger RNA, 879 nt
Organism: Hypoxylon trugodes
Lineage: Eukaryota; Fungi; Ascomycota; Sordariomycetes; Xylariales; Hypoxylaceae
Exons: 2
Coding region: 296-784 (162 amino acids)
Source: RefSeq, a predicted model, not a curated record